Molecule: messenger RNA, 1855 nt
Organism: Capsaspora owczarzaki ATCC 30864
Lineage: Eukaryota; Filasterea; Ministeriida; Capsasporidae
Product: DnaJ protein
Exons: 8
Coding region: 33-1718 (561 amino acids)
Biological process (GO): protein folding; response to heat
Molecular function (GO): ATP binding; heat shock protein binding
Source: RefSeq, a predicted model, not a curated record
UUGGCACUCUUUCUUUUUUCUUGUCUUUGAGGAUGAUGCUUCGCGCGCCAAGCAGUUCGCUGGCAGAAACGGCGACGGGAGCAGUGGUCGCAGCGCAUUCAGCUGCCGUGGCCGCCUGCUCAACCACCGUCACCACUACAACCACUACCACGACUGCCACUGCUGCUAUGACUGCAGUGCACCCAUCCCCAUCGACGGCGAGUCUGACAGCUCAUCAACAUCAAGCACGACGAGCCGCGUCGAGCAGCGCUGCGCGUGUGCCGCACAUGGCGAUCGCAGCGCAGCCAUCGUCGCCCUCUGCCAGUCCUCCGCAUGCAGGCGCGGCACGUAUGCAUUCCACGCGUGCUGCUCGAGGCGCAGACACGACGAGCGGCCGGGCGGCAGUCUUUGGCUCGGUGCUUGAACGCGCGGGCUCCACUGCCAAGACUUGCUCGCCGUUCGCGUCUUCCCGCGGCUUCCACACAAGUGCAGCUCCGCUUGCUGCCAGCAAAGACUUGUACGCCACCCUCGGAGUAUCCAAGACAGCUACAGUGUCGGAAAUCAAGAAGGCAUAUUAUCAGCUGGCCAAAAAGUACCACCCCGACACCAAUAAGACGGACAAGGACGCAGCAAAAAAGUUCUCCGAGAUUAGCGAGGCGUACGAGACCCUCUCGGAUGAAACCAAGCGCCAGCGCUACGACACAUACGGCACGACCGGUGAUAACCAGUUUGGAGGAGGCGGUAGCGGCGGCUUUGAUCCGAACAGCGACAUCUUCCACCACUUCCAAGAUAUUUUCCGUCAAUUUGAGCAAGGUGGCGGCGGCGGUGCGUUCGGUGCCGGCACUCGCGGCGGAAAGCGCCGAGGCAGCGAUGUUCGCAUUGGGUUGGAAGUGUCCUUCAUGGAUGCGAUUGAUGGCACGACAAAGACGAUCGACUUUCCGACCGUCACUGCCUGUACUCCUUGCAAUGGUACUGGCUCGAGCACGGGCAAGACAACUCGCUGCCCGAGCUGUCGUGGUACCGGCAUGGAAACUGUCUCAACUGGCAUGUUUGCCAUGCAAACCACGUGCCGGAAAUGCAGCGGCGCGGGCCAGGUGGUGCAGGAUCCUUGCAAGUCUUGCCACGGUCAAGGAUCGGUCGAGUCGCACCGGAAGCUCGAUAUCAAAAUUCCACCAGGUUCUGACCACAACCAGUCUAUUCGUGUCCCAGGAGCUGGCGAGGCUGGCACGAAAGGCGGCGCAACGGGUGAUCUCUGGGUUGUGCUUCAGGUGGGAUCGCAUCCUUCCUUGGAGCGUCAAGGACCGCACAUUAUCUCUCAGGUUGAAAUCGGAUUGAGUCAGGCUCUGCUUGGAGGAACCGUGCCCAUUCAAGGCCUCCGCUCCAAGUUUACGCUUACGAUCCCACCGAAAAUUGCAGAUGGUACCAUGUUGCGCAUGCGUCGUCUCGGUGUCAAGACAGAAGACGGACAGGGCGAUCACCUCGUUUCUGUUCGCUUGAAAUUGCCACGAAACUUGACAGAGCUGCAAAAGGCUGCGCUCAUUCAGUUUGCCAAGGACGAAAAGUACACUGGCACCGUCAACGGCGUCGAAGACGCGUCCGCAUCGUCAACGUCGUCCUCCAACGCCAGCUCUGCGUCCGACAACAGUGGCAAGACCAUUCUUGACAAGUUUAAAGAAACCUUCUUCACCGACAAGGACGCCAAAGACGAGAGUGACAAAAAGGCAACGGGCUCGGGGUAGAACAUUGUUGCGUCAAGAAACGGCGAGGUUUGGGCCGGGUUUGCUCUUUGGUGCCACAUCGCACCGGGUAGAUAAUUAUUGAACGGUUUGUGCUGUGUUCUUUGAAUAAAUCAGUCGCUUCAACGAAGCAAGGGCAA